CACGUCAAUUAUCACGUGGUUUGGUGUUAUCUGCGCAUUUGUAUUUAAGACAGUCACAGGAAUAGACUUAACAGUGAUAUGCGUGUCAAGAAAGACGAAGGGAAUACAUUUCCAUAUUCAACAUUUCAUGUGACACUGAACAUGGCUGAAAAGUUGACUCUAUGAAGACAAGUUUGUUGAUGUAAGCAUCAUGGCAAGUUUAGCUGAUGGGUUUAAGGAGAAGGAACGGGUGAACUGGCUCAAGGCGUGGCUAGCAAUAGACAUUGCGAAGUCUGGCUUGGAGCACUUAGCUGACAACGAGGCUCGUAAUUUUCACCAGCACAUUUACAACAAUGUAACGUCUACUCUCCAGUCACAAUCAUAUACUUGCAACAGCUGUAACACAGCAAAUUUACUGCGAAACCAACAGUGUCCAGUCAAGAUUUGUAAUAAAGUUUGCCAGGAAAUAAUCAAGGAACAUCGGUACAAAAAAUGUUCUUGGAAUAAUACAUCUGCGACAUUAUGGCAAACGAGUCAUUGGGAAAUAGCGAAAUGUUACAUCCAAACAGAUGGAUAUGCUGACAAGAUAUCGAUUCAAGAAACAGACUUUAACGGAGUCGUCAGUUUUAUGCUGAACUGCAAACGCUUUGAUAGCAAGUUUUCUUUUCCAAUAACAAAGGGAAAGCCAACCCAUAACAAUCCUGCAUGCCUCCUGUAUAAGGCUCGUGAAGUCCAUAAAGCUGUGCGGCACUCUUCAAUAAUGAAAGUCACGGAUGUCGAUCUCCAAGACUAUUUCACAACAUUGAACAACCUGCUGAAUGAUUCAAGCUAUCUCAGUCAAGAUAACGUUGCCAAAAAUGCUGUGGUGAAAUUAGCCCAGACCAGGUCUCCAGCUCAGCUAACCAAGGGAUGCAGUUCCAUGUUCACUCUGCCCACUUGA
Messenger RNA from Dreissena polymorpha, 919 nucleotides. RefSeq lists its product as uncharacterized. Lineage: Eukaryota; Metazoa; Mollusca; Bivalvia; Myida; Dreissenidae. The transcript has 4 exons. Bases 191 to 919 code for a protein of 242 amino acids. The record is from RefSeq and is a predicted model, not a curated record.